This is a messenger RNA of Odobenus rosmarus divergens (Pacific walrus), 1761 nucleotides long. RefSeq lists its product as uncharacterized. The coding region runs from base 797 to 1477 and encodes 226 amino acids. The record is from RefSeq and is a predicted model, not a curated record. Lineage: Eukaryota; Metazoa; Chordata; Mammalia; Carnivora; Odobenidae. The transcript has a single exon.
CCUGAAGCUCCCCCUCUACCUCCCAGCACCCAGCGCCUCCUGCCCUGGCCUCCCAUCAGCUACCACUUUCUAGAAAGCUUUUGCCCCUGGCAUGUGGCACCCCGGCCGCUGGGGCUGGCUUAGGAGGCAAAAGAGCUGCAGGGGUCACGACCAGCCCCUGCCUCUGGGGAGGCCCUGUGAUGGGAGCCAGGGUUCUCCCGGGACACUUAGUUUCUCCAUCUGUAGGAUGGGAGCGCAGGGCCCGGUGACACAGAAUCUGGGCUUCUGUCUCCCUGGCUGACAGGUGGGGAGGUCGGAAUCCCUAGAGAGAUUCUCGAGGUUCAGGAGGUAUGAAUUAACGUUCUUCUGUUCAGCCAGCUACUCCUCAAGGAGCUGUAGCUUUCUCCUCGCACUUUCAUCCACCUAAGAGCUGGGGAAGGGACCCUGGCAUCCCUGGCUCCUGGCUGAGCAGGGGCCUGGCCUCGGACAGUGAUGUUCAUCCAGAAGCCACCUCUCCUUGAUGCCAAUCUCCACUUUCCCAGGCCCGAGCUGGUCUGGGGCCGUCCACGCUUCAUGCUGGGGGCUGAGCCAAGUCCAGGACACUCUGGCCCACAGCCCCCGUCCCAGGCACUUGGGACACACCUCCCCAUACAAGUGCCCGUGUCCAUGUCUGCCUGGCCCCAUAAGUGCCGGGGUCUUCUUCCUUAUCACCGCCAGUCUCACUCCACCCACCAGAGUCUCCAGGGCCAGGCGGGCCCCACAUCUGUGAUGAGCAUGUGGAUGUGCCUGCGAGAAAUGUCCACAUGUGUGGAUCAAUAUGCGCACUGGACCUGAUAUGGGACCUUGGAGGAAUUCCUCACCCUCUCCAGGCCUGUUUGCCCUGUUGAAAAAUGAGCAAGAUGGACUCGUUGAUUUCUGGUGCCCUGCCAGCACUAACAUUCUCGAAUAUUGCAGGGGGUGGCACACUUGCCCAGAUGAAGCAAAGCCAAACACUCCAAACCUCCGUCCUAGGGGUCAGCUGGGGUCUGGAGAGAUUCUGGACCAUGCAUCACACUCUGGGCAUUCAGAACUAUGCCCCUUCCCCAGACUCCCAGCAAGUCCCAAAAGGCCAGCUGCACAGAUCUUGACUCGGAGUGACAGCCAGUGUCUUGGAAAGCCCCCAGCAGCUGCCCCAUGGGAAGACCACGGGGCCCUCUCAGACCCACCAAUGACCUCUGGAGCCAUCCUGAGCAAAGGAGACAGAGGGGGCAGACCAGACACCCUUGUGCAGUCUGCUCUCCAGCACCUGCUGUCCAAGUCUGUGCCACAAACAUCGUGGACAGUGAGGGCUCCUGGGGGCCCCCAGAAAGUACAAGAAGGCUUUGUAGGGCACCUGAGAGGGGUGCAAGAGGCGGGUACUUUGGGGGUUGCCUUCCCACCCAGCAGCUGCCUGGUCCCUGAGGGAGUCACUGCCCAGGCCCGCUCGCAGCCCUCUGCCAACCAUACCCCAGCUAGGUGAGCCGCGGGGGUGCCAGGGGAGCGAGAGCCAUGGCCAAGACUCCUGGCAGGAGGAGAGCCAGAAGUGGGCACCAGCCCCCUCUGCCGGGCCCAGGAGAGGGAGGAGGUUCUCACUACGGUACCAAAGAUGUAAUCACCUAGGUUUACAAGUAUUUUUAGGACUCACAUUAACUCACAUUUAUACAGCAGAAGUGCUAUUUUAUAUGCCAUCAAAUUUUCCUAUCUGUGUACUUUUUUUUUUAAGAGAAAGAUUUUAAUAUUAAACCUGGUGCUUCUCACUCAUGG